AUGUUUCCGAAUCAAAUUCUAAUAACAGGGUUUGAAACAACCUCGGGGAACGACUCGGAUUCAUCAUGUGGAUCAAGUACCAUUACGGACGAUUCGUGUACAAUAACUGGAGACACGAGUCAAGACGAAUGCGGGGUAUUUGAAGAUUGGCCUAUUUUGAUACAAGAAUUAUCCCCUAGUACGGAUGAAAACACAUCAGAAAAUGUCAAGAAAAAACGACGGAAGCUCGUGAACCAUUUAGUUGCAUGUCGUGUUUGUGGUGGACCAGAAUUAAUUUGUAACUUUAUCUGUGUUUGUGUCGCGUGCAAUGAAGGCUAUCACCAAAAAUGCCAUGAUCCCCAAAUAAGUCAGUUCAAAAUCGGUGAAAAAUGGCGUUGCAUAGAUUGUCAAAAUGCACUUCGAAACAAACCAUCGUUGAUAUUUAAGAAAUCUAUUAACAGGGUAGAUACAAUGUCGGCUACCCACAUAAUUAAAGGAAAUGGGAGUAUCGAAACAUCUUUCGUUGAGCAACCAACAAUAGAAGAGACUGUUGCUACAAGCAUGUCAUCUAAAAUCAACGGAAAACAUCUUUACGAUAUUAAUUCUAAUAAUGACGAUGAUUCUAUCAAGAAGCAAAAAACCGAUUUUUACCAAAGAACUGCUAAUAAAUGCUUAAAUGGAUAUAAUCAUAACGUAAAAAAAGAUCGAAAAGAGAUUGAUGGCAAAGGAAUUGAUAAAGAUACAUCACCAUAUUCUCGCGCAAAAACAAACACUUCUCAAAAAAAAAGGAAUAGAUCUCUACUCCCAUUGAUUCUACCUCCAUCUGAAAAGAGACAUUCAACUACAACGGAACUCCGUAGAUUAUUUGACAACUGUCCGAUGUCAAUUGUGAAUUUUGAUGAAGUAUUUAAUCCCGAGGAAUGGGGUAAAUGCAAAAACGUAUCCAUCCCGGGCAUGCGUCACGUUACAUCUAAACGCUCUAAUUCACUUGGAAAAAGAGCUGUUACAUCUAUUAGCAAACCAUUGGAUACGAACGACGUUUCUAAUGACGAGCCUGAUUCGAAUCAAGACUUAAUGUCAUCUAAUGAAUUGUUCACCCCACCAGGCAGGAGAACCUUAUCAAGUGCCAAAGCAGUCACUAAAAGUUUCGAAGCUUUAACUCCAAAAAAUAUUAUAUCUUCUAGUAAAUCUGCUGGAAUUACUGAGAAUGAUGCAAAUUUUAAUAUUACAUCGUUAUUGCCUUUGAAUCUUAUUCCUUGCUUGAAUUUUGAUGCAUUAGCGUUUAGAGAGGGUACUAUAGAUAUCAAACGAGGUCAGGUGAAGCGUGGAAGGGUGUAUCCUGUAUUAAGAUGA
Molecule: messenger RNA, 1332 nt
Organism: Cetraspora pellucida
Lineage: Eukaryota; Fungi; Glomeromycota; Glomeromycetes; Diversisporales; Gigasporaceae
Source: the annotation of a GenBank genome assembly